Molecule: messenger RNA, 1866 nt
Organism: Penicillium paradoxum
Lineage: Eukaryota; Fungi; Ascomycota; Eurotiomycetes; Eurotiales; Aspergillaceae
Product: glycoside hydrolase family 32 protein
Exons: 2
Coding region: 1-1866 (621 amino acids)
Biological process (GO): sucrose catabolic process
Molecular function (GO): sucrose alpha-glucosidase activity
Source: RefSeq, a predicted model, not a curated record
AUGAGACUGUCAGCUGCCAUUGUCGUCAUUUUAGCAGGCCAAGUUUCUGCUGUCGAUCACCGUGGAUCAGUGAUUGAUUAUAACUCAGCGCCCCCAAAUCUUUCUACCCUGCGAAAUGCCUCGUUGUUUGAAACAUGGAGACCCAGGGCACAUGUUCUUCCUCCAUCUGGAAGAACAGGUGACCCAUGCGCGCAUUACACUGAUUCCAAAACUGGUCUGUUCCAUGUCGGCUGGCUUCACGAGGGCAUUUCAAGCGCCACUACCGAUGAUCUCGCUACAUACCUCGACGUCAAUUCGAAUGGAAGCCCAUCCAUCAUCGCAGGGGGAAAGAACGACCCUCUUGCUGUCUUUGAUGGCUCGGUCAUUCCCAACGGCAUCGAUGGCAUGCCAACUCUUCUUUAUACCUCUGUUUCAUAUAUGCCCAUUCAUUGGUCUAUUCCCUACACUCGGGGAAGCGAAACCCAGUCGUUGGCCGUUUCCCGUGACGGUGGAAGCAACUUCACCAAGCUCAGUCAAGGGCCCGUGAUCCCCUCACCUCCAUUCGCGGUCAAUGUCACUGCUUUCCGAGAUCCCUAUGUAUUCCAGAGCCCAGCUCUAGAUGCAGCUGUCAAUAGUACGCAAGGGACCUGGUAUACCGCCAUAUCUGGUGGUGUUCACAAUGUCGGACCUUGCCAGUUCCUCUACCGUCAGUACGACUCAGAUUUUGAAUAUUGGGAAUACCUUGGCCAAUGGUGGAACGAACCCGCCAAUACAACUUGGGGAAAUGGCGAUUGGGCCGGGAGAUGGGGCUUCAACUUUGAGGUUGGCAAUGUCUUCAGUCUGAGCGCGGACGGGUACAGCGAGAAAGGCGAGAUGUUUAUGACCCUCGGUACUGAGGGCUCAGGCGUCCCUAUCGUUCCUCAAGUCAGUUCAAUCCAUGAAAUGUUGUGGGUGGCUGGCAAUGUUACAAAUGACGGCUCGGUCACCUUCAUCCCAACCAUGGCAGGUGUACUAGACUGGGGUAUGUCGGCAUAUGCGGCUGCAGGAAAGAUUUUGCCAGCGAGCUCUCAAGCCUCCAUCAAGAGUAGUGCUCCCGACCGUUUCAUUUCUUAUCUCUGGCUCACCGGAGAUCUGUAUGAACUGGCCACGGGCUUCCCUACUGCCCAGCAAAAUUGGACGGGGACCCUUCUAUUCCCACGAGAGCUGAGCGUUCGUACUAUUCACAAUGUGAUAGACAACGAGCUCGCACGAGAGGCCUUGUCAUCGUGGCGCGUGUCCAGAAACGGAUCUGAUCAAGUCGACCUCGAGACAAUGGGCAUCUCUAUCGCGAGAGAGACUUACAGCGCUUUGACAUCUGGUUUGCCGUUUGUUGAAGCUAGCCAAACAUUGUCGAAGGCUGGAUCUGUGUCAUUCAAACGCCCACCGUCGAGUAAAUUCUUUGUAUUGACGGCUAGUAUUCUUUUUCCGCGCUCUGCCCGUGACUCUGGUAUUGCAUCUGGUUUCCAGAUCUUGUCGUCUGAUCUUGAAUCCACGACUGUCUAUUACCAAUUCUCCAACGAGUCUAUCAUCGUCGACCGCAGCAAUACAAGUGCCGCCGCGCGAACUACCAAUGGAAUCAGCAGCGACAGUGAGGCGGGCCGUCUGCGGCUCUUCGAUAUUCUACAAGAUGGGAAACAUAGAAUAGAAACAUUGGAGCUUACCAUCGUAGUGGAUAAUGGAGUGCUUGAAAUAUAUGCCAACGGAAGGUUUGCACUCAGUACUUGGACCCGUUCUUGGUAUGCCAACUCGACUGAUAUUCACUUCUUCCAUAAUGGCGAGGGUGAAGUUACAUUCGAAAAUGUGACGGUCGUUGAAGGAUUGUAUGACGCUUGGCCAAAGAGGAAUUAA